AUGGACGCCAUACAUGUGGCUGUCGUUGCGUUUAUUGUCGUUCUUCUCAUGCCUAUUCUGAUCUAUCUCCGAGACGUCAAAGGGCUGCGCAAAUAUCCUGCAGCGGGCCCGUUUGGCAUUGCAGCGCUCACUCCACUAUGGCUCAUGUACCAUAACUGGUCUGGUGUUCGUUGGAAAGCAAUCAAAAACGCCCACCAGCAGCACGGGAGCAUCGUGCGGAUCUCGCCCAACCACCUCUCCUUCACCGAUCCGGACGCAUACAAGGAGAUCUACGGCCACAAAGCGGACAUUGUCAAAGACGUAUUCUACAGCAACAUGGCGGGCAAUACGCCCAACAUGGCGGACGCAACCGACCGGGUGGACCAUGCGCGGAAGAGGAAGCACUUUGCUGCUAUCUUCUCCGCCAAGAAUGUCGCCAUGCUCGAGCCGCGCGUGCAAGCGUGUGUGACCAAGCUCGUCGAGUGCCUCAAAAUCAAAGCUGGUGGCGGCAUGGUCGCCGAGACGGAUCGGUUCCCUGUGAGCUUAGACGGCAGCUUCGAUAUCAGGCCGUGGUUGAACAUGUUCACGUACGAUGCGAUCAGUUCCAUGAUGUGGUCGGAGAGCUUUGGCUUCCUGGACCGGGGAGACGAUUCGUGUGUUGCCGAGGCUGCAGACGGGGCUACGAAGACGGUGCACGCGAUGCAGACAUUCCAGGAUUCGGUUUGGUUUUCGGUGUUUUGUGCUCAUCUUCCUCCUCUUGCGUAUGAGGCGCUCCGGUUCCUGUCGAGUCGAUCAGCUUGGCAGCUCACCAUUCCUUUGGGACAGAUUGCACGUUAUAAAACGAACAAGCGCCUUGGAGUUCUCCCUGAGCAGCAAGACAUCUUCGCCCAGUUCCCAACGGCCUCCGACGACGGCAAGGGGCGUCAUUCCCUCCCCAUGUGGGAACUCGUGGCCGAGAGCAGCGUGAUGCUCAAUGCCGGCAACGACACCACCCAAACCACCCUGACGAACAACCUCCUCCUCCUGUCCCUCCACCCAGAGAUCCAAUCCAAGCUCCGCGCGAUUCUGAUCUCCGCGAUCCCCGCCUCCUCGCGUCCUGUGGCCUCAUACAGCACGCUCUCUCAAAUCUCGUAUCUUCGAGCCGUCAUCGACGAAAGCUUCCGGAUCCUGACCCCACAACGAUUCGGCCUUCCGCGACGGACCGUCUCCCCCUCGACGAUUGCAGGCCAUGUCAUCCCCCCCGCGGUCACGGUGUCCUCCCCACUGAGCGAGCUGCACGUCAACCCUGCGCUCUUCAGCAAGCCCCGCGAGUGGAUCCCGGAGCGGUGGCUGGCGGACAGCGAAGGGUUCGGGGGCGCCUCCGAGCGCGCGAACCUGAAGGAGUAUGUCAUGCCUUUCACGACGGGGGCUCGGGCCUGUAUCGGUCGCAAUCUGGCCUAUAUGGAGGUUAGUAUUGCGCUGGCGGCGCUGGUCAUGCAGUUUGAGUGGAUGCUGGGCGAGGGAGGGCCCGAAGAAUGCUUUGGCCAGUUCGAGAGGAUUACCUCGAAUCCGACCAAAUUGGUUGUCCGGGUACGGCCGGUCGAAGCUUGA
Molecule: messenger RNA, 1569 nt
Organism: Aspergillus costaricaensis CBS 115574
Lineage: Eukaryota; Fungi; Ascomycota; Eurotiomycetes; Eurotiales; Aspergillaceae
Product: cytochrome P450
Exons: 3
Coding region: 1-1569 (522 amino acids)
Molecular function (GO): oxidoreductase activity, acting on paired donors, with incorporation or reduction of molecular oxygen; monooxygenase activity; iron ion binding
Source: RefSeq, a predicted model, not a curated record